UAUAGAAAUCCGCGAGCUCCGCCUGUCAGGCAAUGUUUUCAUAACUAUCCUGCCACUUUCGCAACGGUUGUCGACGAGCAGUGAGACAAAGAUCACCUGACAGACUUUACUCAGGAAACGUAUACACACAAAGAUAACUGUGUAUUGAUUGAAUCUUUUACAAGAUCAAUGCAGUCGCUGGUGUGCUGCUGAGCAAGUAUUAGCUGUCUUCAUUAAGGAAAGGUAUGCUCUUCGUUAGAACUUGCAAACAAGCGGGAUUCAGAUUCCCCUUUAAAACUAAUGUUGGUUUAUUUCAGGCUGCUGCUAGUACUUGUGGUCUGUCAAACGUAAGCAUCAUGCUGGCACAGCAGGCGGAUCGGGUCAUGGCACUCGGAGAAUGGGAGGAGCGCUGGCAGGAGGACAGAAUUGGUUUCCAUCAGCCUCAUGUACACAAGAUGCUGGAGAACCACAUUGAUAAAGUUCUUGCAGGACGAACUGGAGUUCGCUUCUUCUUCCCUCUCUGUGGGAAAGCUGUAGAUAUGAAGUGGCUAGCAGACAUGGGCCACUCGGUGGUUGGGGUGGAGAUAUCUGAAAAGGCUAUAAAACAGUUCUUUGAGGACAACAAUAUGACCUACAGUGAGGAGCCUGUCCCUGCCCUACCUGGAGCAAAGGUUUUCAAGGGCUCAGAGAGAAAUAUCUCCCUGUAUCAAUCUGACCUGUACAACUUCUCCAGCACCAUUGGGGGUCAUUUUGGGGCCAUUUGGGACAGGGGAUCUCUAGUGGCCAUCAACCCAAGAGACAGAGAAAAGUAUGCUGCACUCAUCAUUUCUCUUAUGGCCAAAGACUGCAGAUACCUUUUGGAUACGAUGUUGUACAAUCCUGAAUUGUACGAAGGUCCUCCCUUUUUGGUGCCUGACGACCAAGUGAACAGCCUGUUUGGGAAAAGCUGUGACGUGGAACUGCUGGAGUCUUUUGAUUCUCUGACAGACAGACAGCGAGGCUGGGGGCUGGACUAUCUAGAUGAACGUGUACAUCUUAUCACUCCAAAGAGCAUUUAAACAAGUUUCGAGAGCUUAGAAAAGCAGAUCUUAGGCAUUUAAAUGCAAAAACUGUUAUUUUUUGUAAUGCUUACACAUCUUUUUAAUAGUAACAUGCAAUGCUGGUGGGGGAACAAAUCUGCAAAGAAAUAUCAUGUCAAGAGAAUAUUUUUGAAUGCCUGAUUAAAUAAAACGUAUGUUAUGACUAGA
Molecule: messenger RNA, 1226 nt
Organism: Gymnodraco acuticeps
Lineage: Eukaryota; Metazoa; Chordata; Actinopteri; Perciformes; Bathydraconidae
Product: probable thiopurine S-methyltransferase
Exons: 9
Coding region: 225-1037 (270 amino acids)
Molecular function (GO): thiopurine S-methyltransferase activity
Source: RefSeq, a predicted model, not a curated record